Molecule: messenger RNA, 1726 nt
Organism: Candidula unifasciata
Lineage: Eukaryota; Metazoa; Mollusca; Gastropoda; Stylommatophora; Geomitridae
Source: the annotation of a GenBank genome assembly
AUGUGUUUAUUGUUGCAGAUAAUGACAAUGUUCAGUGGACAUCCAACAGCUAUCAAUGCUGAAAGUAAUAAGAGUAAGAAACCAGAAGAAUGGACACAUAGGUUUACCCAGAAGCUGAUGUCAAUGGAAGAUGCUUUGUCUGUACUGUAUGAUGGUCUGGAAAAGGAUGAUAGUGGCAGUGUCACAGAUGCAACACUCACUGAUAGAUCAUUUCUGGAGGUAGCCACAGAUUUCCUUCAACACUGCCAGAAUCUUAUCUGCAUGAUCAGUGAACCAACGAAUGGACCUGUAAGGCUACCACUGGGUCUGUUGUUAGAUGUUGUUUCAAGGUGUCUUAGAGUGGCAUAUAUUGAUGUGACAGCAGUGCCCUCCAUGUCUGAACUAGCUGGAAUUCUGCCAGAACUUCAUAGAGCAACUUUAGAGAUACUUUCUCAGCUGGUGCUGAGUUGCAAGACAAGUGUCCUUCCACACAGUAGAGUGAUCAUUGAUCUGUGCAUGCAAGCCCUAACUUCUGCAAGACACAUGGAGAUUUCAGAGAGAAGCAAGACACGGGCAUGUACUUAUCAAGUGCUGUGCUUACUAGUACGGAUGUUUGGAUGGGGGAAGUACAUGACACGUCAGUGUAAGUCUUUCAUUCAGGAGCUGACAGCAGAUAUCAAGUGGGAGAAUUCAGCUAAACAGUCCUCAACUGCUGCCACUCAAAACAGUAAUAAAAGACAGCAAGAUACAGUUCAAGGAAAGAAAAAAGGAAGGAAGAAGAAAAAUAAAGCAGAAUCUUAUGUUGAUUUGGUAAAGACAAAUGGAACAGAAGACAAGAAUGCCACAGAUGAUGAUCCUAAUGAUCUACAGAUGAUUAUUGGAGCUUUGGAAUAUACCUCAGAAGUCUCUAGGGCAGAAAUUGGACAAGGACAAAUAUUGAAAACUUUUUACUUACAGAGCUUGAUGAGAUGUAUUGUAGACACAGCCCAGAUGUUUUAUCAUGAAGAACCACCUGCAGAUUCUCCUUACACAAUUGCUGUAUGUAAGAGAGAACUGCAUGCUGCCGUUUUUGCAUGUGCAACUGUCAGACUUGAACCAGGCUGCAGUAGGAAAGAUGCCAUUACUCAUUUCCAGCUGACAAAUUUAGCACUAAGUAUUUUAGUGAAUGGGAUGCAAGACAACUGUUGCUAUGAGGUGCAGUCUGUGUGUAGAGAGUCAUUAAACAUUCUUCAGAUCACAGGAUGUUUUAAUCGGCCAAUUAUUAGAAGGACUCAGCUGCAAGAAAAUGUCACCACGAUAGAUGAGACAGAAUUAGAAGUAGAGAAGGUGAGGAAGGAAAAUAGCAGCUUACAGAGUAGGCUACUAGACUCGGAUUUGGAAAUUCAGAUGCAUAAAAGUAUGGAAGCCUCUUUGAGAAAAGAACUGGAAACUUUAAAGGCUACCAGAUCCGAUGUGGGUACACACUGUACUGAUCCCAUAGUGUAUCUAACAGAUCCAGAAGAUAACAUGCUGCUGACUAAUGAAAAUGAUGACAUGCUGGAGAAUGAAAUUGAGCAAGAUGAAAGUGAGGAGGAUGAGACAAUGAUGACUCGGGCAGCAACAGAGAUAACAGAGGAAAUUACAGAAGACACAUUAAAUAAACAACAAAGUCAGGCUGCAGAAGGGACUGAGCAGGAGGAAGGCACAUCUCAGCAGUCAGUAGACUCUCCGAAGCUGUUGACCAAGAGGGUAAGUAUGUGUAGCUGCU